UUAUGGAUGAAAUGUGUUGUGCAUUUAAAUUGAUGACAUAGCCGACGUCAAGAGUAUGACCGCAGCAUACCUUAUCCACCAAUAACAUUAAUCUAUUGUAUUUAACCACGUGAUUUCUUCACAACUUGCUCCACUUGCUAUGAAAUUUCCUAGAAACACAAACUUGCAUAUAUAAUCAUUAUUCUUAAGAAAAAUAUAUACUCUAAUCUUUCCUCAUUUCCCACGGGUGCAUGCACCUUCUUUCUCUAUCCUUUUCCUCGCUCUAUAUAUACCCCACCAUCUUCGUCUGCCCCAAAAUUCAAAGAAUGUUUUUCUUUCUCAUCUUCAGCUAUUCCAAUUAAUCACCCUAAUUCAUACUUGAAAGUUAAAAGAUUAGUAAGAGCUUCAUGUACCAGCCAAUUCCCUGUGAGCUAUUAGCGGCGGAGCUUCCGUCACUGUAUCGCCGGAGCUCGAGUUUCAGCAGCCUAAUGCCCUGUUUAACGGAGACCUGGGGCGACUUGCCGUUAAAAGUUGACGACUCCGAAGACAUGGUCAUAUACGGCUUCCUGCGCGACGCCGUUAACGACGGCUGGACGCCGUUUAACGACGUCAAAGCCGAGCCGAGGUUCGAGGCCGAGCCGGGCAUGAGCUUCGCCACGGCGAGAACCGAGUACAUAGCCGCUCCGACGGAAGCGGCGGCCCCGGCGGUGGCGCGGUCGAAAGGGAGGCACUACAGAGGAGUGCGGCAACGGCCGUGGGGGAAAUUCGCCGCAGAGAUAAGGGACCCGGCUAAAAACGGCGCGAGGGUGUGGCUCGGGACGUAUGAAACGGCUGAGGAAGCCGCCGUGGCUUACGACAGAGCGGCUUACAGAAUGCGCGGCUCGAAGGCCUUGCUGAACUUCCCGCACAGGAUCGGCUUGAACGAGCCUGAGCCGGUGCGAGUCACGGGGAAGCGGAGAUCGCCCGAGCCGACGACUUCGACGGCGUCAACUGUGACGUCGGAGUUGAGCAACGGCUCGCCGAAGCGGACGAAGAAAGAGGAGGCGGCUGAGCGAGCCGAGGCGGAGGUGGAGAGCCAAUCGAAUUUGUAUCAAAUUGAGUGCAAGUUGACGCCGUUGUUAGUUGGCGGACAAUUAGUGGUGGCCUGAUUAUAGGCUGGAAUUGCCGUAUGCCUUUGUUUGGUUGUAUAAAUUAAACGAGAAUUUUUGGCCCCA
This is a messenger RNA of Salvia miltiorrhiza (redroot sage), 1193 nucleotides long. RefSeq names its product ethylene-responsive transcription factor 2-like. Gene Ontology annotation, molecular function: DNA-binding transcription factor activity; DNA binding. The record is from RefSeq and is a predicted model, not a curated record. Bases 387 to 1127 code for a protein of 246 amino acids. Lineage: Eukaryota; Viridiplantae; Streptophyta; Magnoliopsida; Lamiales; Lamiaceae. Gene Ontology annotation, biological process: ethylene-activated signaling pathway; regulation of DNA-templated transcription. The transcript has a single exon.